AUGUGUUUCCUCCAUUUUCUUGUUGUAAGCUGGUCAAAGAAGUUCUUUCUGUACAUCUCGAUUGAAGUUGUCUGGCUUCUUUGGCAGAAAAGAACAGGAAGAAUCAACAUAUCCUUUCUGUUCGCUCUCGCCUCCUUCUAUAUUCGGGAUGCUUCACCCGAAAAGGCCCCCAUCUCUCAAAUUACCGUCUGUACAAUCAGAAGUUGA
Molecule: messenger RNA, 207 nt
Organism: Lactuca virosa
Lineage: Eukaryota; Viridiplantae; Streptophyta; Magnoliopsida; Asterales; Asteraceae
Source: the annotation of a GenBank genome assembly